AAAAAGAUUGAAAAAAACAAUAGGAUCUUGUUGUCAUUAAGAAUUCAGUCUGUCAGUGAAGUGGGAGAUAAGUCCAUGGAGGAAAAAGAUCCUAUUAGUCAUGACCACGGUAGUGCAAGUUCAGGUGAUGUCAAGAAAGUCAUAGGUCUCUAUAAUCGGGGAGAAGAAGCCAUAGAGUACCUCAACCUAUAUCUUAAAAAAGCUAAAGAAGUAGGAGACAAGCAUGGGGAGGGUAACGCUUAUGGCAAUCUUGGCACUGCUUAUUGCCAUCUGGGUGAUUUCAAAAAAGCCAUAGAGUACCACAACCUACAUCUUAAAAUAGCUAAAGAAGUAGGAGACAAGCAUGGGGAGGGUAACGCUUAUGGCAAUCUUGGCAAUGCUUAUCACCGUCUGGGUGAUUUCAAAAAAGCCAUAGAGUACCACAACCUACAUCUUAAAAUAGCUAAAGAAGUAGGAGACAAGCAUGGGGAGGGUAACGCUUAUGGCAAUCUUGGCACUGCUUAUUGCCAUCUGGGUGAUUUCAAAAAAGCCAUAGAGUACCACAACCUACAUCUUAAAAUAGCUAAAGAAGUAGGAGACAAGCAUGGGGAGGGUAACGCUUAUGGCAAUCUUGGCAAUGCUUAUGACAGUCUGGGUGAUUUCAAAAAAGCCAAAGAGUACCACAACCUACAUCUUAAAAUAGCUAAAGACGUAGGAGACAAGCAUGGGGAGGGUAGUGCUUAUGGCAAUCUUGGCAAUGCUUAUGACAGUCUGGGUGAUUUCAAAAAAGCCAUAGAGUACCACAACCUACAUCUUAAAAUAGCUAAAGAAGCAGGAGACAAGCAUGGGGAGGGUAACGCUUAUGGCAAUCUUGGCAAUGCUUAUCACAGUCUGGGUGAUUUCAAAAAAGCCAUAGAGUACCACAACCUAGAUCUUAAAAUAGCUAAAGAAGUAGGAAAAAAGCAUGGGGAGGGUGGUGCUUAUGGCAAUCUUGGCAAUGCUUAUAUUAGUCUGGGUGAUUUCAAAAAAGCCAUAGAGUACCACAACCUACAUCUUAAAAUAGCUAAAGAAGUAGGAAACAAGCAUGGGGAGGGUGGUGCUUAUGGCAAUCUUGGCAAUGCUUAUGACAGUCUGGGUGAUUUCAAAAAAGCCAUAGAGUACCACAACCUACAUCUUAAAAUAGCUAAAGAAGUAGGAAACAAGCAUGGGGAGGGUGGUGCUUAUGGCAAUCUUGGCAAUGCUUAUCACAGUCUGGGUGAUUUCAAAAAAGCCAUAGAGUACCACAACCUAGAUCUUAAAAUAGCUAAAGAAGUAGGAAACAAGCAUGGGGAGGGUGGUGCUUAUGGCAAUCUUGGCAAUGCUUAUCACAGUCUGGGUGAUUUCAAAAAAGCCAUAGAGUACCACAACCUACAUCUUAAAAUAGCUAAAGAAGUAGGAAACAAGCAUGGGGAGGGUAACGCUUAUGGCAAUCUUGGCAAUGCUUAUAACCGUCUGGGUGAUUUCAAAAAAGCCACAGAGUACCACAACCUACAUCUUAAAAUAGCAAAAGAAGUAGGAAACAAGCAUGGGGAGGGUGGUGCUUAUGGCAAUCUUGGCAAUGCUUAUCACCGUCUGGGUGAUUUCAAAAAAGCCAUAGAGUACCACAACCUACAUCUUAAAAUAGCUAAAGAAGUAGGAGACAAGCAUGGGGAGGGUAAAGCUUAUGGUAAUCUUGGCAAUGCUUAUGACAGUCUGGGUGAUUUCAAAAAAGCCAUAGAGUAUCACAACCUAGAUCUUAAAAUAGCUAAAGAAGUAGGAGACAAGCAUGGGGAGGGUAAAGCUUAUGGCAAUCUUGGCAAUGCUUAUCACCGUCUGGGUGAUUUCAAAAAAGCCAUAGAGUACCACAACCGACAUCUUAAAAUAGCUAAAGAAGUAGGAAACAAGCAUGGGGAGGGUAACGCUUAUGGCAAUCUUGGCAAUGCUUAUCACAGUCUGGGUGAUUUCAAAAAAGCCAUAGAGUACCACAACCUACAUCUUAAAAUAGCUAAAGAAGUAGGAAACAAGCAUGGGGAGGGUAACGCUUAUGGCAAUCUUGGCAAUGCUUAUGACAGUCUGGGUGAUUUCAAAAAAGCCAUAGAGUACCACAACCUAGAUCUUAAAAUAGCUAAAGAAGUAGGAAACAAGCAUGGGGAGGGUGGUGCUUAUGGCAAUCUUGGCAAUGCUUAUCAGAGUCUGGGUGAUUUCAAAAAAGCCAUAGAGUACCACAACCUAGAUCUUAAAAUAGCUAAAGAAGUAGGAAACAAGCAUGGGGAGGGUGGUGCUUAUGGCAAUCUUGGCAAUGCUUAUCACCGUCUGGGUGAUUUCAAAAAAGCCAUAGAACAUUACCAAGCUAGCAUAAACUUAUUCAAUUCCCUGAGAGUACUUCUAAAAUCUAAAGACGAGUGGAAAGUUAACUUUCGAAAUCAGUAUCAAAUGGCGUAUACGGGUUUGUGGAGAGUUCUCGUAGAACAAGGUAAUAUAGAUAAAGCCUUAUUUGUUGCUGAGAAAGGACGAGCUCAAGCUCUGUCCGACCUCAUGGAAUUCAGUUUUUGUGGUGAAGCAAGUCAGCAUAAGGCAGGUGAUGAAGAUUUAGCAGUCACUGCUAAGUCUACAUCGAUUUGGAUGAAACGUUUUUCAAAAGUUUUAAAAAGCGUUCCAUCAAACACCGUCUUUCAGGCAGUGGACAAAGCUGACGUCAAUCUUUGGGUUGUGUCCGAAAGAAAACAAGUUCAGUUAAGACAAAGUAAACUCAAAGGUUUUGUUUCAGAGAAUAGUGAAUCUAGCCAGUCCUUUGAGUCGUUCAUGCUCGGUGUCUAUACACAACUUGGUGUUCGUUCUAAUGUGAGAUGCGAGAAUCGAUCUUUAGAUGCUUUGAGGGAGGUCCGUUCAAAAUUGGAUGAGAAAACCAUAGAAGCCAACCCUCAAUCUCACAUCCAACAAGACGGAUGCUUGAGCACUUUGUAUGAUAUCGUUAUGAAGCCGGUGGCUGACUUGAUUGAAGGGGAUGAGCUACUCAUUAUUCCUGAUGGACCCCUGUGGAUCGCUCCUUACGCUGCAUUGAAGGAUGGUAAUUCUAAAUACCUGUGUGAAUCGUUCACAAUCCGAGUCGCUCCAUCCUUAGCAAGUCUUAGACUCAUUGCCGAUUGCCCAGAUGAUUAUCACAAAAGCAGUGGCGCGUUGCUUGUAGGAGAUCCGUGGGUAUCCGAGGUUACUAACAGCGAGGGAGAGAAUGUCCUCGAGCAGCUUCAUUAUGCUAAAGAAGAAGUAGAAAUGAUCGGAAAAAUUCUGAAUAUCACGCCAAUCACUGGCAGACAGGCCACGAAACGUGAGGUGUUGAAAAGACUCAGUUCCGUUUCCUUAGUUCACUUUGCGGCACACGGAUGUAUGGAAACUGGCGAAAUUGCUCUUACACCUGACCCAGACCGAAUAUCUACUGUGCCAACGGAGGAGGAUUACAUUUUAACAACUGGAGAUGUGCUGAAUGCUCAACUUCGGGCCAAACUUGUUGUGCUUAGUUGCUGCCACAGCGGCCAGGGCGAAAUCAAGGCUGAAGGUGUGGUUGGCAUUGCGCGCGCUUUUAUGGGGGCUGGUGCUCGGUCUGUUGUGGUGUCCCUGUGGGCGAUUGAAGACAAGGCUACUCUUGAGUUCAUGAAAUACUUUUAUCAACAACUUGCAGGAGGUAAACGAGCAAGCGAGUCACUGAACCUGGCCAUGAAAAGCCUCAGAGAAUCAGACAAGUUCUGCGACAUCAAACACUGGGCGCCCUUUUUGCUGAUUGGAGAUGACGUCACUCUUGAC
Molecule: messenger RNA, 3795 nt
Organism: Pocillopora meandrina
Lineage: Eukaryota; Metazoa; Cnidaria; Anthozoa; Scleractinia; Pocilloporidae
Source: the annotation of a GenBank genome assembly